AUGGAUGGUAGAAGAGAGAGAGCAGAAGGAGAAACACUCUCAUCAUAUCUGACCAUCACAGGUGUCUGGUUAAUGGGCUUUAAAAAAGAAGAUGGAUGGACUCGGUUACCUGUUUUUACUUUUGGGUGAGUAUAAAUGACACCUGUCAGAUGAUGUAAAAUUGCAGAUGCUGUUUAGCUAUUCAUUUUGCAAAUAUUUCUAGAAACAAAUGCAACAACUUCCCAGAAAGCAAUGGAAACUCAAUAGUGUUUUUGUAACAGGUGUCUCUUCCAUUCAAGGCAGUACAGAAAACUUUGAAGAGAAUUUGGCAUUAAAAGGAACGGCUGUACAGUCGACCACAUAUUUCCACUGGGGAGCGGCCAGAGCCAUCGAUGGCAUCAGAUACGCUCCAGGUGAAGCCUCAUUCUGCUCCAUCACAUUAAGCCAGCUCAACCAGUGGUGGAGGCUGGAUCUGCUGGAUUAUUACUACAUUUACAAAGUGGUCAUCACCAACAGAGCCGACUGCUGUUCGGAGCGCAUGACUGGAGUAGAGAUCCGCAUCGGAAACUCUCUGGUGAACAACGGUAACGACAAUCCCAGAUGCGCUGUCGUUACUUCACGUGUUCCACCAGGCGGUACUGUCAGCUUCGGUUGCGGCGGAAUGGGAGGCCGUUAUGUAAACAUGUACCUUCCUAACAUCCAGACGUUUCUCACGCUGUGUGAGGUGGAGGUUUAUGGAACAGCUUAUAGGAAAAAAGUGUUUCUGAGGAUGAAAUUAAGCUCCAGCGGUAACACAGCUGCGGUAAACAACACAUUUCUCAAUCAGCUGCAGUCCGCUCUGGGGUUAGGUUCGGUUUCUGACGUUAAACUGUCCUGGUCGAGACCCCCCUAUGGGGCAGUGACACAAGACAACAAAAAAACAACAAGGACUUGUGGUAAUAAACGUUAAUCUGGAACCACAGACUGAAUCAUUCAAGCAGACGUUCAUUUAUUAUUAUUAUUUUUUUUAUAAUUCAUUGAUUUCUGCUGUUGACAUGUUCAUUAUAUUGUACAUAAAAUUGGUUUGAAACAUUAUUUAUAAAUAUGCAUAAGUACUUAACUGAAUGUAUCAGUGUACAUACAGUAUGUGUAUUAUAUUUUCAUUUCAUCAGUGAACACAUGGCUAUUUCAUCAAUAUUCUCAUUCACCGAUAACUACUGACAAUGCAAACAUAUUUAUUUUACUGGUUUUGUCUUUCCUGCAGUUAAUUUAUUACAAUACAAUGUUCAUUAAAGCCCUGUGUUAAAGUGAUGUUGUAUUGUGUUCUUUGAAUGUUCAAUAAUGAUAUUACUUUAUUCAUCCAGUACAACUGAAAUAUGACCAUGAUUGUCUGAGCUGCCUUGUUUUAACUUUGAAAACACAAAAUGUAUGAAUGUUACUGUGUUAACUACAAAAAAAAGCCUUUACUAAAGGACUCUCUUUCUCUCUAUACUAAACUUUAAACACUUAAGUCCUAUGCAUAUAAUAGAAAAUUAUAGUUGAGAAGACGUCACGCCUGAUCCAAAUUAAGCAAAAACAAGAGUGAAGAUCUUACUACUUCUGGAAAAAUAAUAAUAAUAAUUUAAUAAAAAUAAUUUAAUCAAAAAAGAUGUAUUUUUAUCUUCAUGAUAAUUCAUGCAUCAGAGAACUGAUAAAAACAGCACAGUCUGGCAUUUUGCAGUAACUUAGUGAUGAUGAAUAUAAUAUAAUUAAAAUGAAACUUAUGAUGGCUGUUUCUCCUCAGAAAGGCUCCAGAAAUCUGCUUCAGCA
Molecule: messenger RNA, 1767 nt
Organism: Labeo rohita (rohu)
Lineage: Eukaryota; Metazoa; Chordata; Actinopteri; Cypriniformes; Cyprinidae
Product: fucolectin-1
Exons: 6
Coding region: 209-928 (239 amino acids)
Source: RefSeq, a predicted model, not a curated record